Messenger RNA from Chroicocephalus ridibundus (black-headed gull), 3060 nucleotides. It is a transcript of the gene SESN1, whose product is annotated as sestrin 1. Gene Ontology annotation, cellular component: nucleus. Bases 244 to 2004 code for a protein of 586 amino acids. Gene Ontology annotation, molecular function: oxidoreductase activity, acting on peroxide as acceptor; L-leucine binding. The record is from RefSeq and is a predicted model, not a curated record. NCBI's taxonomy places the organism in Eukaryota, Metazoa, Chordata, Aves, Charadriiformes, Laridae. Gene Ontology annotation, biological process: cellular response to L-leucine; positive regulation of macroautophagy; negative regulation of TORC1 signaling. The transcript is spliced from 11 exons.
AAGCCCCAGCGGCGUUGCUGGCUCGGCAGACCGGGCGGCGGUGGGCGGCGGUUGGCGGCGGCGCCCGCCGGGGCUGAGGGAACUGCCGCCCGCCCUGCCCCUCAUGCGGCGCAGGCAGCGGUCUCUCCCCUCGCCGCCGCGUUUGUCGUCUUUGUGGGCGGGUUGGCGGCUGGCGGGAGCCCGCCAUGGGGCGGCCGCGUCGGGGCUGCUGAGGCGGCGGCGGGGCAGCAGCCGGGCGGCCCCAUGGAGGAGCGGGAAGGCGAGGUGCGGUGGGACGGGCUGUGCAGCCGCGACGCUGCCAGCCGCGCCGCCGCCUUGGAUAACAUCGGGCAAGCCGUUCUCCGCCGUAGCGAGACCAUCGCUCCCGUGGCGGCGGUGCCGCUUAGCCGGGCGGCCGACGGGCCGCUGGUUCCCGCCGCCCGCGACGGGCUGAGCGAGGUGCUGGCCCGCCUGCUGAUGCUCUCCAAGCGCUGCCCCUUCCCCGACGUGAGGGAGAAGAGCGAGGCGAUCCUCAGCCGGGUGCAGGAGCUAAUAUGUAGAGAUCUACAGAAACCAAAAAUGCUUCAGCUUGAAUGCAUCUGUUCUCUUGAUCUGGCAGUUGCUAAGUCACACGAGCUCUGGUUUAGGGAACUUGGAAUAAGAAUUCCUAGACCACUGGGACACGGACCAAGCAGAUUCAUCCCCGAGAAGGAGACGAUUCAAGUGGGAAACGAAGACGCCAUGAUGCACGCGCUGUUUGCAGAAUCUUUUGCUACACUGGGCCGAUUGGACAAUGUUACCUUGGUGAUGGUUUUCCACCCACAGUAUCUUGAAAGCUUUCUGAAAACUCAGCACUAUCUACUGCAAAUGGAUGGUCCGCUCCCGCUUCAUUACCGACACUACAUCGGGAUAAUGGCUGCGGCACGACAUCAGUGCUCUUACCUUGUUAACCUCCAUGUGAAUGACUUCCUUCACGUCGGCGGAGACCCUAAAUGGUUGAAUGGUCUGGAAAAUGCACCUCAAAAACUGCAAAAUUUAGGAGAACUGAACAAAAUGUUGGCUCACCGACCCUGGCUUAUCACCAAGGAACAUAUCGAGCAACUUCUGAAGACUGAAGAGAACAGCUGGUCCCUGGCGGAGCUGAUCCAUGCCGUCGUUCUCCUUACACACUACCACUCCCUUGCGUCCUUCACCUUCGGUUGUGGAAUCAGCCCGGAGAUCGACUGCGAAGGGGGUCACACCUUCAGGCCCCCUUCUGUCAGUAACUAUUGCAUAUGCGAUAUCACAAAUGGUUACCAUGGGGUGGAUGAAAUUCACGCCAGCCCAACUGGAAGUAUUCCAUCUACGGAGUCUGUCUGUGAAGUUGAAGCCCUUAUGGAGAAAAUGAAGCAGCUACAGGAGUGUAGAGAUGAAGAGGAAGCCAGCCAAGAAGAGAUGGCUACGCGUUUUGAAAGAGAGAAGAGAGAAAGCAUGUUCGUCUGUUCUUCAGAAGAUGAAGAAUCGGCACCAACAAGAGAUGUGUCUCGUCACUUUGAGGAUACCAGCUAUGGUUACAAAGACUUCUCCAGACAUGGGAUGCACGUGCCCACGUUUCGCGUGCAGGAUUAUUCCUGGGAAGACCAUGGCUAUUCCUUGGUUAAUCGUCUCUACCCGGAUGUGGGACAACUACUUGAUGAAAAGUUUCAUAUCGCUUAUAAUCUGACUUACAACACAAUGGCCAUGCACAAAGAUGUGGAUACCUCAAUGCUAAGACGAGCUAUUUGGAACUAUAUUCACUGUAUGUUUGGAAUAAGAUACGAUGAUUAUGACUAUGGUGAAAUUAAUCAGUUGUUGGACCGCAGCUUUAAAGUUUAUAUCAAGACUGUGGUUUGCACUCCUGAAAAGACCACAAAAAGAAUGUAUGAUAGCUUCUGGAGGCAGUUUGAACACUCUGAGAAGGUCCAUGUAAAUUUGCUUCUGGUAGAAGCUCGGAUGCAAGCCGAACUACUUUAUGCUCUGAGAGCUAUUACUCGCUAUAUGACCUGAUGUCUCCGGCUGCCUGUCGACGUUGGAAUGUUCUGCAGCUGCAGCGUGGCAGAGGAAGAUACGAAGCCUCAGGACCAACGGUAGCUAAAAGUUAAGAUGCCCAUUGUGCCAUAACUCCUUUAGUUUCAGCUAUUAUUUCCGUGUUUGGAAUAUCACUGCCGCCACUCGGCAGUGAACGCUUGGCAGUUGAAAAGACAGGGUCGUGCAGAAGUGCUGCCUGCUCAUGGUAUUUUGGCUUUAGACAGCACGGGACACUCUAUGAACUUGUGGCAAUAUAGCAAACGAUAGAUAUAUAGAUCUUGUGUUAAGGCAAAUACUACGGGAGUUGGAGCGUGACAAGAAGUGGGACUUGAUGACAUUUGCUUUCCCUCUGAGAAUAAUUUUAGAAAAUCUUGAUGCUGCUAUUUGUGCUGGUGGAGUGAACAGACACAGGCUGUUCCAGUUAAGCUAAAAGUGAAAGUGAGCACUGCUAUUGUCUGAGCCUUUAUUGUGUGUGGUUUCAAAAAAAGCCUUGUUAUUUAGAUUUCUUUUUUUUCUUUAAUCAGAACUAAACCUCUUCUGUCCACACUGAUAAUUUGAAAGAUAGCAGUCAAUUUUCUCAAAUAGUUUAGCCUUAAAAUGCUACAGGACAUUUGUUCAGCAUUAUUUGGUGAGCUCCAAAGUGCAAUGGUCUUCCUAUGGAAAGAAGAGGACUUGAGUCCUCAGAGCUUUUGAGAGAUCCGACUCCGUCAAGUGUCGAGUAGCUUCUUGUCCUGUUUUUUCAAGGAUGAACCGAUACCUGUUCCAGGAGCUAGGACAAGGUGUGGGAAUGUUGUUCUAGACUGCCAAACAGUCCUACUGUAUUACAUGCCCAACGCUGGUCUUACUGAUUUUUUGCAGUUGCUUAAAUAACUAGGCUAAAAACCAUCUAUUUUUAGUAAAUCAGAACGUGAUUAAAAUGCUGACGUUUAAUAUACAGUGGUUUUGGAGAACACAUGAAUACUUUUGUAUGAGUGUGAAUUGCUUUUUAAAUUUGUCAGUAUUAUUGGUAUUUUUUAAAUAAAGGUAACAACUUUU